AUGGCUCGAGCUGCUGGAUCCCGCGCUGCAAGCGCAAAACCUGUUGAGAAGAAGGAAUCCAAAGAAGUGAAGACCAACGGUGCCGCCUCCCGACGAGGCGCAAAAAAGACAGAAGAGGAAGCCGCUACCAAUGGGAUAGCUGAAGAGGAUGAAGCCGUCGAUGAAGACCCUAUGGACGUUGAUGAAGUCGAACCAGAGCCAAAGAAGCGUAAGGUCAACGCGUCAAAACCAGCGCCACAAGUCACUAAGAAGCCUGCAGUACCUGCACGCAGUCGCGUAAAGAAAACCGAGACGCCCGCGCCUGAGCCCAAAGCCGCGACCAAGAAAACCACAAAGCGCAAGAAGGACGAGGAAAGCGAACCAGAAGCAGAAGAGGUCGAGGCGCCGGCGCCUGUUGUGAAAAAGGCAAAGGUUGAAUCUGCGAAGCCUGCGCCCAAACCAAAGGCCGCGCCGAAGCCAAAAGCUGCGCCAAAAGCCGCACCGGAGCCCAAGGCGAAAACGCCAACACCACAGCCCGAAGCCGCAAAAGUCAAUCCCGCUCUGGUCCCGAACCCCAAGGGCCCCAGGCGUCCAAAGGGAAAGAAGACUGAGAUCAAUACGGUGCGCUACACUGAGCCUCUCAAGGUUUUUGUCUUUGGCGAGGGUGGCUCUGACUCUGAGGAUGAGACUGGUGGACUGAACGAUGCCGAGGCCACACCCACACCUGUGCCAUCCGAGUUUUUCCCCGAAGACACCAUCUUUGUCGACAUCGCGGCCGGCGACAGCUGCUCUUUUGCGCUGACAACUGAAGGUGCUGUUUACGGAUGGGGUACAUUCCGCAAAAACGAGGGUAUCCUCGGGUUUGAACGCGGCAACCACACGGCGCCCCGUCCCGUAUACCUUGACAGCGUUAAGAAGGUCAUCCAGCUCGUCUGCGGCACAAACCACGUUUAUGCAUUGGACAAGGACCACCACGUAUAUGCUUGGGGUAACGGACAGCAAAACCAACUCGGUCGCCGUGUCACCGAGCGCAGCCUCAUUCAAGCGCUGCAACCCAACAAGAUCGGCUUCCACGAUUCCUCCAUCAAGAAGCACAGCCAAAAGAUCGCUCACAUCGCGUCUGGCGAUUACCACGGUUUGGCCAUUGCCGAAGAUGGACACAUCUGGGCUUGGGGCGCGAACAACUACUGCGAGACGGGCUACACUGCCAAUGCUGGAGCAGACGAUGCUAGUGUCCUCCAACCUAAGAUCAUACAUAGCCUAGAGGGCAAGAAUGUCACAGAACUCGCAGCUGGCUCGCAUCACAACAUUGCCAUCACCAAGGACGGAGAGGUCCUUGUCUGGGGUCGUUGCGACGGCUCACAGACAGGUCUCCCUCCUUCUCAGCUUGAAGCUGAGACGGAUGAGGACAAGGUUUUGAAGAACAACGGCAAGCCAAAGAUUCUUGUUCAGCCCACACCCCUUCCAGGCCUUAAGGACAUCGUCACCGGCGCAUGCGGUCCCGAUCACACUAUUGUAAUUGACAAGGCCGGCAAAGCCUACUCCUGGGGCUUCUCGGCCAACUACCAGACAGGCCAAGGUACCGACGAUGAUAUAGAAGUGCCGACUAUGAUUGAUAACACUGCUGUACGGGAGACGAAGCUCACAUGGGCUGGCUGCGGUGGUCAAUACAGCAUGCUGGCCAGUAAGAAGGAGUAGACUGUCACGCCUGUCUGUAGUUGUACGUUUGAUGUCUUCAACGCGCAGCUUUCAGUAAGAUUGAUACUUUUCAAUUUCUCUUCAUCUAGUCAUUCCUUUUCACGUCAUGGGCGGUUUACAAACGGGCAUUCACGGCGUUUAAGUUUUACGGGCGGGUUCUUGCAUAGCGGACACUUGACGUGAUAUGUGGGAUUAUUGGAAUUAUUGUCCUUCAAUAACCGGCUGAAUUCCUUGCUCUGAGCGAUGGGGUAUCGCUAUGGAUGGGUAGAAUGUAUCUUAGAUGGCUCAGCCGCGCUUAAUUCGAUUCUUGUAACAGUACAA
Molecule: messenger RNA, 1998 nt
Organism: Pyrenophora tritici-repentis Pt-1C-BFP
Lineage: Eukaryota; Fungi; Ascomycota; Dothideomycetes; Pleosporales; Pleosporaceae
Source: RefSeq, a predicted model, not a curated record